Messenger RNA from Peromyscus maniculatus bairdii (prairie deer mouse), 608 nucleotides. RefSeq names its product oncomodulin (gene Ocm). Gene Ontology annotation, molecular function: calcium ion binding. The record is from RefSeq and is a predicted model, not a curated record. Gene Ontology annotation, cellular component: cytoplasm. Lineage: Eukaryota; Metazoa; Chordata; Mammalia; Rodentia; Cricetidae.
GUGGACAAUGAGCAUCACGGAUGUGCUUAGUGCUGACGACAUCGCGGCAGCCCUGCAGGAAUGCCAAGACCCAGACACUUUUGAACCACAAAAGUUCUUCCAGACAUCAGGCCUCUCCAAGAUGUCCGCCAGCCAAGUGAAGGAUGUCUUCCGGUUCAUUGACAAUGAUCAGAGUGGGUACUUGGAUGAAGAGGAGCUCAAGUUUUUCCUCCAGAAGUUCCAGAGUGAUGCUAGAGAGCUGACUGAGUCAGAGACCAAGUCCCUGAUGGCUGCAGCGGACAAUGAUGGAGAUGGGAAGAUUGGGGCCGAUGAAUUCCAGGAAAUGGUGCAUUCUUAAAGCCCACGUCUAUGGAAGAGAGAGCGGAAGGGGCGUUUUGCCAGAAGGUCUCCAAAGCCCUGGGAUCAGGAAGCUCCCCAACCUAUCCCGAACUAAUUUCCUGAGUCCUCCUGAAGCACUUCUGCAAUGUGCUCCUUGUUUGAGGAAAUGCAACGGUCUGCGGCUCUUCAUUCUUUGGUGGUGGUGGGUAUAGGUCCUGAUGACUUCUGUAAGUGCCCCCUGGCAGGCAAUGCCUUAAAAAAAAAUCACCCAAUAAAAUCCUUUCUCAUCA